Messenger RNA from Aspergillus pseudonomiae, 861 nucleotides. RefSeq lists its product as uncharacterized. Lineage: Eukaryota; Fungi; Ascomycota; Eurotiomycetes; Eurotiales; Aspergillaceae. The record is from RefSeq and is a predicted model, not a curated record. The transcript has 2 exons. Bases 1 to 861 code for a protein of 286 amino acids. Gene Ontology annotation, molecular function: protein binding.
AUGUCGUUUGCCCCGCCUCCAGGACCCCCCCCUCCGGCUGUCCCGGAGGGGUGGAAGGCUCAGUUCGAUGAUCGGUAUAAGCAAUGGUUCUUUGUAAAUCUGCGUACUGGCAAGUCCCAAUGGGAGUCCCCUCAAGGACCGGCACAAGAGGAACUGCAUGCCCCUCCUAGCGAAGCACCUCCCUCAUAUGAAGAGUCCGGGCCUGCAAAUCCGCCCGCAGUACAUGGCGCAAACGAGAAGAAAAGCCUGGGCUCGAAUAAUCCUUACAACCAGGCCGACGCCAGAAACAGUUCUCUGGACAGCGAUGCCCGGCUAGCUGCCCAGUUACAGGCGGAGGAAGAUGCCCAUGCUCGUAUCAGUAGAAGCCCGAGACAGCAAGCACAGCCUGGAGCCGCUGCAGAUUACUAUACAGAAGCCUCGCGGCCGCAGUCAGUUGGAUACCAGUCGCCUUCAACCCCCUCGCAACAAAUAACCGAUCCAGAGCAGAAGAGGAGCAGGGGUUUUCUGAGCAAGUUGAUGGGAAAAGCAUCCAGUGGCAGUGGUGGAAAUUAUGGAAGGCCAUCUUCGCAGCAGCCACAGUCAUACGGGUAUCCCCCAGGCGGAUAUGGUGUCUAUCCUCAACAACCCGCAGGGUAUGGUUAUCCUUCCUAUCCGGCCCAACCAGGUUAUUAUCCCGCAGCGACACAACCAGCGCGGCGCCAUGGUGGCGGUAUGGGAACCGCAGGAGCUGCAGCUUUAGGUGUAGGUGGUGGUUUGCUCGGGGGUGCUUUGUUGGCAGAAGCUUUGGAUGACCAUGACUAUAAUGAUUACGGCUCUGGCGGUUAUGAUGACUUUGACGGUGGCGACUUCGGCGAUUUCUGA